AUGAAUUUAUCAACUAUAAAUGUAACUCAUUCAAUAGAAUCUUUAUCUUCAUCAAGUUCACCAGAAUUAUUAAAUACUAAUACAAUGUUAACAACUAAUCAUUAUACUAUAAAUUCAAAUCUACCAUCAAUCAUUCAAACAAAUACUAAAUUAAAUGAAUCAUUUAUUCAUUUAAUUUAUUCAACAUGUUUAAAUAUAUUUGAUAAAAGAUUAAAUGAUGAAUUAAAUAAAUUUAAUGAAAAAUAUGAAUUAUUAUUUAAUGAAUAUAAUGAAACAAAAUAUCGUUUAAAUAAAUUAGAAACUAUGAUACAAUAUAAUAAUAAAAUGAAUAUUCCAAUAAUACCAUUACCAUCAUCUUCAUCAUCUUCAUUCUUGUUACCAUCCUCUUUAACCACCUCAACCUCCUCCUUCUCCUCUUCCUCCUCCUCAUCGUCGUCAGAUUAUUUAUUAACUUCAUUGAAUUCAUUGAAAUCACAACAUUUCAAUGAAUCAAUUAUUGAUAAUAAUAAUAAUAAUCAUAAUAGUCAUAUGAUGAAUACAUUAAAAGAGAUUGAUACGAAAUGGUUAAUGAAUUGGAAAAAUAAUAAUGAAGAUUAUUUGAGUAGUAUAAAUACUUCAAAGAAUAAUUUAUUGGCGCCUAUGUUAACAACAACAACAACAACAGCAACAACAACAAGAUUAGAUGAACAACAGCAACAAUCAAUACAAAGAAUAAAAGAUAAAAUAAAAGAUAAUCAUCCUAUAGAAUUUGAUAUCAAUCAUUUAUCGAAUUCAUUUAUUGAUUCAUCAAUGAAUGAGAAUAAUAAUGAUAAUAAUGUAAAUUAUCCAAAACAUUUAUUUCAUGAAUCUAAUAUAAGUCGAUUACAUAAUCAUUUUAUAAUUUCAACAAUGUAA
Molecule: messenger RNA, 894 nt
Organism: Schistosoma mattheei
Lineage: Eukaryota; Metazoa; Platyhelminthes; Trematoda; Strigeidida; Schistosomatidae
Source: the annotation of a GenBank genome assembly